CGCGUUUCCUAAACUGCCGUCGCUGCCGCCGCUCAGUACAAGUGAGUCGGGAGAGACUCGGUCGGAAGCUGAAGGGUCGGUCUGUGGUCCCCAGUUCGCGAUGAGCUUCUUUGUGUUUGUCGCUCUGCUCUUCGGGGCUCUUUGCGUCUGUUCGCGCGUCCAGGCUCAUGUAGAUAUACUUGUUGUUGCCUGUCAGACCGGUAACAUUGACCCUGAGGAUGAGAAAGAGCUGGAUGGAGAUGAGUUGUUUUACGUCGAUUUGAAAAAGAAAGAGUGGGUGGGCACAAUGCCUGACUUUCUUCAGCAGUGGGACGGUCGGAACUUUGUUCAGGCGGCACUGGCGGCCCAACAGGUUUGUAAGAACAGCCUGGAUGUGCUUGUUAAAGCUGAACAGAACCCACCUGAAGAGAUCGAUCUUCCUCAAGUCACAGUCUAUCCCAGAGAUGAAGUUUCAUUGGGAGGAAGCAACACAUUGAUCUGCUUUGCAAACAACUUCUUCCCACCACCUGUGAAAGUGAAGUGGACUAAGAAUGAUGUGGAGGUGACAGAGGGGGUCACUCUGAGUCGCUACUACCCCAACAAGGAUCUCACCUUCAGACAGUACUCUACUGUACCCAUCAUCCCACAGGAGGGGGAUGUUUACUCCUGCACUGUGGAGCACAAGGGAUUUCCUGAACCUGAAACCAGGCUCUGGGAUGUAGAAAUUCAGGAAGCAUCAGACAUCGGAAAGACAGUCUUUUGUGGAGUAGGACUGACCCUUGGUUUGUUGGGAGUUGGAGUUGGAACCUUCUUUCUCAUAAAGGGGAACAAUUGCAAUUAAAAAAGGUUUCCAUGAAAAUUGCAGAGCAAGAACUGAAAUGGGGAGGCUGUAACAAUUCCUUUGGGUCGUCAUUUGUUUUCAUUUUAACGAUAUGUACAUUGUAAGAAUUUACUUUUCAUAACAGCUAUUAGGAUAGCAUCAAUAAGAAGUAAUCUGUAAACCAAACCUUAAAGAUUGUGUUAAAAAUAUAAAGGUCUGAACAAAUGCAUGUGUGAACUUGAAUAUAUUCAUAAUAAUGUGAUGAUUUUGCAUUAAUUUCAUUAAUGUAUUCUUCAUAAAAAUGCCAGGGUUUUUUUUGUCCACUAUAAGUGGUUGUCAAGCUGUGUUUCUUAAUUUUGUCUGAGGUGUACUGGUAGCAGCCGUACCGUGUUCAGUUAUACAUUUAUUAUCAACAGCUUCAUGGCAAGUUUUAGAGUUUGCCACUUAUAUGCAUAAUGUGUAUAAAUCAGGUAACUAAAUUUUUUGCUAAUCUUUCUUAACAUCCACAGAGAAAGAACAUUCACAUGUGUACAGCUGCUUCCCAACUCAAGUUGGUCAUCUUUUGAGUCACAAACUUUUAAGAAAGUUUGACAGGCUUUUUGCUGAUAGACUUUUAAAUGAAGUAGUUAUGCAGGUGUACCAAUUCAAAUCACUUGCCAAAAGCAUCACCCAACGCACUCUCUAUCUACCAGUUCUGAGCCUGUCAGUGAAGUGCUCCCUAUCAAAAGAGAGAAGCGGUCUCUGGUGAUGUUCUGUUCCCAUUUAAGUAAUCUCUCUUUUGCAUCCUACCUUGCAGAUCAGUCAGGGUUGCUGACAUUUGUUCAUUUAUGAUGUUUUUUUCCAAAACAGCGAGAGUUUAAACUCGGUGUAAACAAAAGGCAGACAGAUAUAGAUAAACAUGCCGUUCUCUAAGUCAGUCACUUAGUCCAAUACUACCAUUUUUUACACUAUUAGUUAUAUAUAGAACUGAACCAGCCCAGGGGGUGCAGUGAGUUGAACCACAGUCCUGCUCUCCGGUGGGUCUGGGAUUUGAG
Messenger RNA from Scleropages formosus (Asian bonytongue), 1833 nucleotides. RefSeq names its product H-2 class II histocompatibility antigen, A-U alpha chain-like. The record is from RefSeq and is a predicted model, not a curated record. The transcript has 5 exons. Lineage: Eukaryota; Metazoa; Chordata; Actinopteri; Osteoglossiformes; Osteoglossidae. Gene Ontology annotation, cellular component: membrane; MHC class II protein complex. Gene Ontology annotation, biological process: immune response; antigen processing and presentation. The coding region runs from base 101 to 820 and encodes 239 amino acids.